Molecule: messenger RNA, 1432 nt
Organism: Episyrphus balteatus (marmalade hoverfly)
Lineage: Eukaryota; Metazoa; Arthropoda; Insecta; Diptera; Syrphidae
Gene: Or56a
Product: odorant receptor 56a
Exons: 9
Coding region: 249-1286 (345 amino acids)
Biological process (GO): detection of chemical stimulus involved in sensory perception of smell; sensory perception of smell
Cellular component (GO): plasma membrane
Molecular function (GO): odorant binding; olfactory receptor activity
Source: RefSeq, a predicted model, not a curated record
AGAUCUAUCCGGUUCAAUUUUCAAAAUAUUUUUUCGAAUAAUUUCAAAAUGCAUGCAAAGUUGUUGUAGUGUACAAUAUAGACAAAUGUCUAAGCCCAAAAUAAUAAUACUUUCAACAAAAAUUGAUAUAACCUGAUGAACAUAUGAAAUAACGUAAAACAGCCAAUAAUCUCCAGUACCAAGUCCAUACCAAACUGCCACAGUUUUCAAAAUUAGUGCUACAUCCUCAAUUUACUGGAGGUAGUGCCAUGAGUGCUGCAACAACAUUUCUAUAUCUAUCAACUGGCAUAGCGUUUAAUGCUGCAUUUUUUCAAAAAGAAAGAAUCGCAAGAAUGUUGAUCUUUUUGCAAAAAGACGUUGACAAAUUUUUAAUUAAAUCAGAUGAACAAGAAGAAAAACUUUUUGAAGAAAUGCACAAAUACAUUAAAGCAAUAACUGUUUCGAUUUGGAUACCGACAGCGGUAGCUGCUUUUAUUGCCUACGUUGAAGCUUUUUAUAGAAUUGCAUUUGGUUCUUUCUGGUAUCCAACAGGUGAAGAUGAUUCGGAUACACCAACAUUAUUAAAUAGACUCUUUCCAUUUGGCGAUGUUUUUGAUAAUACCUUUUUCGGAUUCUUUUUGCCAUUGUAUGCCCUAUUAAUUGGUGUUGUUGCUAUACCUUUGUGGCAUACAUUUAUUACCAGUCUUAUGAUCUAUGUGAUUUUAAAGUGGAAAGUAAUGCAUAAACGGUUGUCUGAAAUGGAUGUAUCAAAAGUUAUAUUGGAACCAAAUGAAAUACUAUAUCAUUCAUCUUUAGUUGGAGAUGAAAAUAAAAUUAAUUUCUUGCGUGAAAGAAUGUGCAAAUUUUGUGUAGUUGAACAAAUCCGAAUUCGUUGGUUUGCUCGCGAACUUCAAGAACUAAUUGGUAUCCCAGUGUUUGCAGACUUUAUCAUCUUUUCAAUCCUAAUUUGUUUCUUGUUUUAUGAACUAGUUACAGGAAAUCCAACAAAUAUGGACUUUGUCUUCAUGUGUUUGUAUUUAUUUGUGAUGUCUUCCAUACUUUGGCUCUAUCAUUGGCAUGCAACUCUCAUCAAAGAGAACAGUGUUGAAAUGGGAUUUGCAAUUUACUCAUGCGAUUGGUAUAACUAUCCCAUAAAAGUUCAAAAGCUCAUCCAAAUGGCUAUGAUAAUUACAGCUCGACCAUUGGAAAUCAAAGCCGUUCUAGUUCCGUUAAGUUUAACAACAUUUAUCGAUAUUAUAAGAGCUGCUUAUAGCUACUUCAGUCUCUUAAGGAAAACAUCAAGAUAAAUGCUCAACAAUAACAAAACAUCAUUUUUUAUCGUAGAUCUAUUUAUUCUCUUCUUAGUUCAUUGUUAUAAAAUUAAUAAUAUUAAAUCUGUGAAAGAGUACACACCCCCACUUCCACAGAAUACAAAAAAAAAUCAAAAUAAAAA